AUGGACGGACUGGAAGGUAUCGACCGAAUGGGCAGAGUCAAACUCAGCGAUUUUUUCGAUGAGGAUGUACAACAGGACAAGUCUGUUGAUUCUCUGAGACUGUCGGCUUUGGAUGAACAGUGCUGGAUAGAUCUCGAACCUUUCAUUCAUCCUCAUCCGCAUCGUGUUCCCCUCAAUGCUUCUCUACCAUUCAUCUUCCAACUAUUCCGCGGACUUGGAUUGCGGUAUCUCACCGUGGUCAACGAUGAUAAUAAACUUCGUGGCAUCAUCACACGGAAGGAUGUCGCUCGAUUCAGAGAGCGUCGCUCGAAUAGAAAAUACCAAGUGCAAGAGCUGUACAUCGCCGAAGACAGAACGACCUAA
This is a messenger RNA of Cooperia oncophora, 363 nucleotides long. The record is from the annotation of a GenBank genome assembly. Lineage: Eukaryota; Metazoa; Nematoda; Chromadorea; Rhabditida; Trichostrongylidae.